Messenger RNA from Dermatophagoides pteronyssinus (European house dust mite), 1223 nucleotides. RefSeq names its product calcium voltage-gated channel subunit cacophony (gene cac). Gene Ontology annotation, cellular component: membrane; voltage-gated calcium channel complex. NCBI's taxonomy places the organism in Eukaryota, Metazoa, Arthropoda, Arachnida, Sarcoptiformes, Pyroglyphidae. Gene Ontology annotation, molecular function: high voltage-gated calcium channel activity; calcium ion binding. Gene Ontology annotation, biological process: calcium ion import across plasma membrane; chemical synaptic transmission. The record is from RefSeq and is a predicted model, not a curated record.
ACAAAAACAAAAUAAAAUAAAAUUUGAAUUUAAUGAUCAACAUUGCCAACAAACAACCAAAACAAAACCAUAACAAAGAAAAAUGAUAGGCGUAAGCGGUAGUCGACAUAUUGGACGUCGUAGAGGUUCAACAGCAUCAACACAACAACAACAACAUCGUUUAUCAAUCAUAGAAUCAGAUAUUGUUGAAAAUAGUGAACGAAGAAAUUCACAACAUCGUGAUUCAAAAGAUGUAUCAGAUGGAUCAGCAGCCGUAAUUAAUCGUAAACAAUCAACAACAAAUGAAUCAAAUCAACCAACAACAACAACAACGGCGACAACAACAAAAUCACCAAAUCAACAACAACAACGAAGACAAUCAUCAAGAAUGUCAAUAUCGACUGGUGGUGGUGGAGAAAGUUUUCCGGCAACACGUUUUAGACAACGUCGUCGUGCUGUUGAAAUAUCUGAUCAACGUACAUGUGCAUUAUUACAUUCAAGAUUAAAAGGAAUGAAAUUAGAAGAUAUUGCUUUACAAGCAUUAAGUGCUGAAGUAUCAAACGUUGGUGCUGUUAGUGGUGAAAGUGUACAAAUUGGUGCCGGUGGUGAAUUUGAUCCAAAUUUUUUCAAUCGACAUCGUCGUUUAACAUCAUUAUAUAGUUCAUAUGGACCGGAAGCAGCAGCAAUAUUAGAAGCACAAAAAAUGGCUAGUAAAAGAAAACCACCGGGAGGACAAUCAGGUGGUGGUCAAUUAGGUGGUGUUGGUGGUAGUGGUGGUGGUAUUGGUGGUAUUGGUGGUAGUUCCGGUAAAGGUCCAUCAUCAUUAUUUAUAUUUUCCGAUGAUAAUUUUAUUCGAAGACAUACACGUUUUAUUAUUGAAUGGCCUGUAUUUGAAUAUGCUGUCCUACUUACUAUCAUUGCCAACUGUGUGGUGCUUGCAUUGGAAGAGCAUCUACCAGACAAAGAUCGUACGCCUUUAUCACUUAAAUUGGAAACAUCGGAGCCUUAUUUUUUAGGAAUAUUUUGUGUUGAAGCAACAUUAAAAAUAUUGGCAUUAGGUUUUAUUCUACAUAAAGGAUCAUAUCUUAGAAAUGUUUGGAAUAUAUUGGAUUUUAUAGUCGUAUUGACUGGCCUGAUUACAUUCUGCAUACCGACCGAUAUAAAAGUAUUAGGUGGUGUAGAUCUUAAAACAUUACGUGCAAUACGUGUAUUAAGACCAUUAAAAUUGGUAUCAGGUGUACCAA